AUGAGCCACGGUGAGCGCAGCGGGUGCCCGUGGCAGGGUCUGGGGUCCAUCUGGGAGCAGCUCCCCCAUCAGCCCCAAAGGCGAACCCCAAGUAACCUUCUUGUAGAGAGGACAGACAGCAGCCCCUCAUCUGAGGCCUCGCCGCCCUCCCAGCUGAGCACCAUCGCCCUGGAGGACCUGGGGCUCCUGGAGGAAGAGCUGGCCAGCCCCGAGCCCCCGAGUCUGGAGGAGGUCUUGGAGAAUGAUGCGUGCAGCCGCCUGCUGUCCGACGCCUCCAACCUGGAGCAGGGCACCCCGAAACGCUGGAAGCAGCUAGAGCAGUGGGUAGCCGACCUGCAGGCCGAGGUGGCGUCCCUGCGGGGACACAGGGCCCGCUGCGAGCAUGCCACGCUGAGCCUGCUGCGGGAGCUGCUGCAGGUGCGGGCCUGCCUGCAGCUGCAGGACACACAGCUGAAGAGGCUGCAGCUGGAGGCGCGGCAGGCAGCUCCAGCCCCCGAGAAGGAGGACAUCCAGGUGGGGAGUCAGCAGAACCAGAUGCAGGCUCUGGACAAGAGGCUGGUGGAAGUCCGGGAGGCUCUAACCCAGAUCCGGAGGAAGCAGGCACUCCAGGACUCUGAGCGGAAGGGUGCCGAGCAGGAGGCCAGCCUCAGGCUGUCCGAGCUGACCGGGAAGCUGAAGCAGGAGGAGCAGGACCGUGAGGUGGCCUGUGGGGCCCUGCAGAAGAGCCAGGAGGAGGUGGGCCAGAAGGUGGACCACGAGGUGGCCAGGAUGCAGGCCCAGAUGACCAAGCUGGGGGAAGAGAUGAGCCUCCGCUUCCUCAAGAGGGAGGCCAGGCUGUGCGGCUUCCUGCAGAAGAGCUUCCUGGCCCUGGAGAAGAGGAUGAAGGCCUCAGAGAGCGCGCGGCUGCGGGCGGAGAGCGCCCUGCGGGAGGAGCUGGAGGGCAGGUGGCGGCAGCUGCAGGAGCUGGACACGGAGCGCGUGCGGGCCCUGCAGGGGCAGUGCCAGGAAGAGUGCCACCUCCUGGAGCAGUGCCGGGGCCUGGACAAGGCCGUGGUCCAGCUGACCGAGUUUGUGCAGCAGAACCAGGUGUCGCUCAACCGCGUCCUGCUGGCCGAGCAGAAGGCCUGGGAUGCCAAGGGGCAGUUGGAGGACAGCCGGGCUGGGGAGCUGGCCACCUACCUGCAGGAGAACCUGGAGGCCAUGCAGCUGGCCAGCGAGCUGGCCCAGCAGGAGAUGCACGGCGCCCUGGAGCUGCUCCGAGAGAAGAGCCAGGCCCUGGAGGUGUCCGUGGCUGAGCUGGUCAGGCAGGUGAAGGACCUGAGUGACCACUUCCUGGCCCUGAGGUGGCGGCUGGACCUGCAGGAGCAGACGCUGAGCAUGCGGCUGCAGGAGGCGAGUAAUGAGUGGGCGGUCGCAGAGCAGCGGUGGCGGGAAGGCCUGACACGGUGUCGAGAGGAGGCGGAGGCGCACCUGCGGGAGGUGCAGGAGCAAGUGGACCAGCUGCCCCAGCAGAUAGAGGCUGUCACCGACAAGUGCGUGCUUCACAAGAGCGACUUGGACUGCAAGAUCUCUGCCGAGGCCACAGCCAGAGAGCUGGCGGUCGAGGCCGUGAGGCAGGAGCUGGCUGCCCUGCUGUCCUCCGUGCAGCUGCUCAGAGAGGGCAACCCCGGGCGCAAGAUCGCCGAGAUCCAGGGCAAGCUGGCCACGUUUCAGAACCAAAUGAUGAAAUUGGAAACCAGCAUCCAGGACAACAAGACCAUCCAGAAUCUCAAGUUUAAUACAGAAACCAAGCUGCGUGCAGAGGCAAUGGCCACCCUGCAGGAGAGCGUGCUGCGCCUGUGGAGUGAGGAGGGCCCCUGGGCCCCGACGCUGAGCAGCAGGAGGGGCCCCAUGUCCCUGGGGCGGCAGCAGCUCUUCGUCAAGGACGUGGCCCCCAACGACGUGGUCCCUGUGAAUCACUGGGGCGUGUAUCAGGCUGUGAGGUGGCUACAGUGGAAGACGGCUCUCAUGAACCUGGCAGCCCGGCAGACUCCCAGGAGCGUGGCCUUGGAGAAGCCCCUUGGCCAGAAGCCUGCCUGCCGACUCUCGUCCCUGCCUGUUCCCCAGAAAUAAAUGUGCCCGCCCCAU
Capra hircus (goat) is the source of this 2127-nucleotide messenger RNA. It is a transcript of the gene CCDC154, whose product is annotated as coiled-coil domain containing 154. Lineage: Eukaryota; Metazoa; Chordata; Mammalia; Artiodactyla; Bovidae. Gene Ontology annotation, biological process: bone mineralization involved in bone maturation. The record is from RefSeq and is a predicted model, not a curated record. The transcript is spliced from 16 exons. The coding region runs from base 1 to 2112 and encodes 703 amino acids.